UUUUAAUUUCAACGAAUUACUUUUAUGUAUUAUUAUUAUGUAAAUUAUUUUUAUAUUAGACCAUAAAUUCAGUUCUUUCCCUUGAAUUAGAAAUAUAAUUUUAUAUUUCGAUCUCACAAAUCAUUUGCACUUAAUUUACAAAUUUUCUGGUAUUUAAUCAGAAAUGACUAGAACUUAUUUAUUGUUUGAGACAGCCGCAGGCUACGGCUUAUAUCAAAUCGACCAAUGGGACCAGAUUGGCAGUGAUUUAUCGCUGGACGAAUUAGUUUCAAACUCUGAACGAUUCUCAGGAACUGUAAAGUUCAAAGCAUUUCAGCCUUUUAGAACAGCAAAAGAAGCUCUUGAAAACAUGAGAAGUAUUACAGAAGGAGAACCCACUUUACUGCUUACCAACUUCCUAAGUCAGAAUCUUCCACAGUCAGAUCACGUUUUGGCAAUCGUUGACGUUUCUCUAGCAAAAAGUUUAUCGCAUAAAGGCUUUAAGGUCAUUUACGAUUCAAAUGUUCUUGAGCUUGUUAGAGGAUGCAGAUUGUAUGAAACCAAGAGAUUGACCAAAUUGGCUUCCGGAGGAACUUCUUUUGAUAUGAAUAACUUCCAAGUAGGUUUAGGACAUAGCUAUAGCAGAAGCAAGCUUAAAUUCGACCCAUCAAAACAAGAUAAACCUAUCAUAAACUCAGUUUCUCUCUUGGAUACUCUAACAAAGAACCUGAACUCCUUUGCCAUGAGAGUCCGAGAGUGGUAUGGAUGGCAUUUUCCCGAGUUAUGUAAAUUAGUUCCUGAUAAUAAAACAUUUUGCGAAGCUGUAAAGCUAAUUAAGAGAAAGGAAGAGUUUGAUUUUGAUAAUUUGGAGCCUUUGAAUGAACUUUUGGGAGAAGAGUUGGCCUUGACAGUUAAAAAGGCAUCCAGGCACUCAAUAGGUCAUGAGCUAGCCGACCUUGAUUUGAAGAAUAUUUUAAAUUUUGCCGAUAAUGUUAUAAAAUUGGAUGAAAUGAGGACCAAAUUGAGUGGUUACUUGAACGACAAAGUUUCAAUGGUUGCCCCAAAUUUGAACUGUGUGGUAGGUACUCUACUUUCAGGAAGACUUAUUAGUCACGCUGGGUCCCUGGUUAACUUAGCUAAAUCCCCUGCAAGCACAAUUCAGAUCUUAGGUGCAGAAAAGGCACUUUUCAGAGCACUAAAAUCUAGGACUAAUACCCCCAAGUACGGUCUCCUAUUUCAGUCAACAUUUAUCGGUAAGGCCUCAAAUAAACUCAAGGGUAAGGCUGCCAGAUAUCUGGCAAACAAAUGCGCCCUUGCAGCUAGACUUGACUAUUUUUGUGACGUCAACACUGAUGUUUACGGGAAGAAGAUGAGCGAGCAGUUGACCAAGAGAAUGGACUACUUACUAGGAGGACCACAACAUGAUAAAAACAUCAACGUUAUGAAACAGGCACACGAGGAGUAUAAACAACUAUCAAACUUGGCAAAGUUGAAUGAAAAGGUUAAAAGGACUCCAGAAGAUCAAACUGAGGAGAAGCCGAAGAAAAAAAGAAAAACUCCAGCCAAGAAAAACAAGGAACAGAAUGAAACUGAGCCUGUAAAUAAUGUUGAAAAUGAACAGAAAACUGUGGAUAAAGAUUCAGAGUCUGGUGAAAAAUUAAAUCACGUGUCAGAAUCGGAGAAAGUGCCAACCGUCGAUGGAGAGCCAGCGAAGAAGCCCAAGAAAGCCCCUAAAAAGAAAAAGGAACAACCUGAAGAUAGUGAAAAAUCUUCAAAAUUGGUUGAUGGAGUUUCCGCUCCCGAAUCAAACCCAAAGAAGAGUUCUAAGAAAAAGAAGGAACAACAAGAAUCUCAGAGUGCAGCUUAAUGUAAAUUUUAAUUUAGCUCAUAUUUUUUA
Molecule: messenger RNA, 1876 nt
Organism: Theileria parva strain Muguga
Lineage: Eukaryota; Apicomplexa; Aconoidasida; Piroplasmida; Theileriidae
Gene: NOP56
Product: Nucleolar protein 56 domain protein
Exons: 1
Coding region: 164-1846 (560 amino acids)
Cellular component (GO): box C/D methylation guide snoRNP complex; small-subunit processome
Molecular function (GO): snoRNA binding
Source: RefSeq, a predicted model, not a curated record